This is a messenger RNA of Malassezia vespertilionis, 1545 nucleotides long. It is a transcript of the gene URK1, whose product is annotated as uridine/cytidine kinase. NCBI's taxonomy places the organism in Eukaryota, Fungi, Basidiomycota, Malasseziomycetes, Malasseziales, Malasseziaceae. Bases 1 to 1545 code for a protein of 514 amino acids. Gene Ontology annotation, cellular component: cytoplasm. The transcript is spliced from 2 exons. The record is from RefSeq and is a predicted model, not a curated record. Gene Ontology annotation, molecular function: kinase activity; ATP binding.
AUGCAGACGUAUCUUGUUGGAGUAGCAGGCGGAAGUGCGAGCGGCAAGACAUCCAUUGCCAAAGAAAUUUUGCACCAACUGCCACACGUGCCUUGGGUGGCCAUCGUGAGCCAGGACGCAUUCUACCGGCCUCUAACCCUCGAACAGACGGAGCUUGCUUACAAGGGGCAAUUUGACUUUGACCACCCCAGCGCGAUCGACCAGGAGCUGCUGGUCCACUGCAUCUCUGAGCUCAAAAGGUCGCGCGCAGCGAACAUUCCCGUGUACAGCUUCACGCACCAUCAGCGCACCACAGAGUCCACGUAUCUGUAUGGACAGGCAGUAAUCGUGCUCGAGGGCAUCUUCGCGCUUCAUGACCCCGCAUUGCGCGCAAUGCUCGAUCUGAAAAUUUUUGUGCAAACCGAUCCCGACAUCAUGCUUGCACGACGAAUUCGCCGCGAUAUUGUGGACAGGGGCCGGUCUGUGGAAGGCGUGUUGGACCAGUAUCUUCGUUUUGUCAAGCCAUCCUUUGACACGUUUGUCGGCCCUUUGGCGCGGUAUGCGGACAUCAUUGUUCCAGGUUCCAACAAUGGCGUCGCGAUCGAAGUCAUCAGCCAGCAUAUUGCCAAGCAUCUCAAGUUCACGCCGAAAUUUCCAAUGAGCGCACAAUUAUCGACAGACAUUGCCUGGGAAGCGAGCAGAUACCCCACGCACCGCGUCUUGAUAGGCACGACAGAAAGUGGUGCCCCUGCGCAUCUCGUCGAGCGAGAGUCGCCGCCACUGCCUCCGCCGCCAAUCCAGCUUAAACACGUUGAGCAGACGCUUCCGCUUCCCCCAAAUGUGUCUGUGCUUCCACAAACUGCCCAACUGGCGGGCCUGUUGACCACGAUGCACGAUCUCAACACGCACUCGGGUGUGUUUUCAAGCGCAUGCAAGCGCGUGGGAAGCAUGGUGGUAGAGGCGGCGAUGUGCAGGCUUCCAUACCGCACGCGCACGGUACAGCUUUCCACAGGCGGCGAGUAUGACGGGCUGGAACUGGACGUGCAGCACAUUUGCGCAGUGUCUGUCCUGCGCUCGGGCGAGAUCCUAGAGAAGCCACUCCGUCGCGCAUUGCCCGCAUUGGCGCUAGGAUCCUUGCUCAUCCAAAGCUCGGAUAGCAACUACCGCCCGUUACUCUAUACUGUCUCGCUGCCUGAAUUUCUGCGCGUACGCAGCAGUGCGGAGAAUUCCUACGUGCUACUGACAGAAGCACAGAUUGGCACUGGCGCUUCCGUAUUCAUGGCCGUGCGUGUUCUGCUCGAUCACGGUGUACCUGAAGAUCACAUCAUCAUUCUUUCUCUGCUCGUCUCUGCAAAAGGCGGCGUAUGGGCGCUGCAGUACGCAUUUCCAAAGGUGACGAUUGUCACUGCCGGCAUCGAUCCGGGACUGCAGCGAUUCGUGUGGCCCGCAACGCAGAACGAACAGCCCCUGCAAGGCGACGCAGUCACCGACGCGGCCAAAGACCGCGUCGUAUUUGCCAUCACCCCAGGCUGCGGUCAAAUGGGCGACAGAUUCUGGGGCACAUAG